Messenger RNA from Fragaria vesca subsp. vesca, 3762 nucleotides. RefSeq lists its product as uncharacterized. Lineage: Eukaryota; Viridiplantae; Streptophyta; Magnoliopsida; Rosales; Rosaceae. The transcript is spliced from 2 exons. Bases 173 to 3463 code for a protein of 1096 amino acids. The record is from RefSeq and is a predicted model, not a curated record.
UUUUGAAACGCAGACAUCUCAACCCUCCGCUUCUUCGUCCCCAAUGGAAACCCUCUUCUAUUUCUUCCCAAAUUCCCAGAUUUGAAGCACUCAAAAUCAAGCCGCGCAGCUCCCAAAAGGGUUUUUAUAAGAGCUGAGCAUAGCUCACUGUUUGUACGACGCGUCGUUUUGAAUGGCUCGGAUAAGGAAGCAGGGGGUUAAUUUCUCCGGGGAGGGAGGAGUUGAGAGUGUUGAUAGUGAUGUAGUGGGUGAGGAGAGGAGUGAGGGUUUUGAAGAGAGAGAUGGUGCGGCGAAAGUAGGGCCUGUAGAUAUGGAGAUUGAUGAGAAAGGUGGAGGUGAAGAGACAGAGGGUUUGGAGGGGACUCGGGUUGGGGGUAGUGAUGUGAAUGCUGCAAGUGAGGAAGGGCUGGUUUCGGUGUCGAAGGAGAGUUCUAAGGAGGUUGAAGGUUCACUUUUUAGUGAUAAGGAUGGAGGCAGAGAUGAGGUUUUGAGGGAAUGUGUGGAUGGGAGUCAUUCGAUGAGUUUAGAGGUGAAGGCGGAUGUGGUAGAGGAGGGAAAGGAUGAGAAAGAGGAGGAAGUUGCACGAGUAGAUGAGGAAGAGAAGGAAAGAGAACAGGAUGUGGAGCGUAGCCAGGUUGAAGAGAAGAGUGUCCAUGUUUCAAGUUCUGAUGCGGAACACGAGGCGACAGGGUCUGUUGGAGGGAUAGCGCAGGACAUCCCAGCUGUGGAAGUGAAAGUUACCAGUAUCGAUGAGUCUGUGCAUGAUGGAGAGCGGAAUGUAUGCCCUGGUUCACAGAUGGCUACUUGUGGUGGACUAGAAAAUCAGACGUUAGAAGUUAAUGUGGGAGUAAAGACCGGUGAAGAUGAAUUGAUGCCUGAAAAUGUUUCCUCACCAGAGGAUUCUGUGAAAUCUGAAGAUGAGAAUAACUUGGUUGAUAUGGCUAUUGAUUUGGAACCAUAUUCUGGAAGUGAAGGGAAUGAAUCAGAUGACAUGGAUGUUUCUGGUCCCUCAAAACCAGAAUUUCAAGCUUUUGAUCUAGUAUGGGGAAAAGUUAGGAGCCAUCCCUGGUGGCCUGGGCAGAUAUGUAAUCCUUCGGAUUCAUCAGAACAGGCAAAAAAGUAUUUUAAGAAGCGCAGUUAUCUGAUUGCUUAUUUUUGGGAUUGUACAUUUGCUUGGAAUGAAGCACCACAAAUUAAGCCCUUUUGGGAGAACUUUUCACAAAUGGAAAAGCAGAGUAAUAUGGAGGAAUUUCAAAAUGCAGUUGCUUGUGCUCUGGAUGAAGUCUCAAGACGGGUAGAGUUUGGCUUGGCCUGUUCUUGCAUUUCCAAAGAAGUAUAUGCAAAGCUCAAAACACAGACAAUCGUCAAUGCUGGAAUCAAGGAAGAAGCAACUAGAAGAGAUGGUGGUGAUAGUUCUCUCGAUGCUGCUUCUUUUGAUCCCUUGAAACUCAUUAAGUUUGCAAAACAAGCUGCCAAGUUGCCAUUUGGCAGAGCUGACAAGCUAGAACUUGUUACAUCACGGGCCCAAUUAUCAUCUUUCUGUCGUUGGAAGGGUUAUUCUCAGCUGCCAGAGUUCAAUUUUCUUGGUGGAUUGCUGGAGAAUGACGCCGACAUUUCACUAUUGAGAGAAAAGGAGCAAGUUAAUGAACUAACAGGAGAUGCACUUCCAGUUAUUAACGAUGAUGCAUUGGAGAGGAAAUCAAAAGGGAAAAACUCCUCAUUCUAUAAGCGUAAGCACUCUGAAGAUAGUUCCAAACCAAGUAAAAAAGGGCAAAACUCCUCACAUGUCACUGCUGAGAAGGGUUUGUCUACUCCCAUGAGUGGGAAUGGAUCAGAAAGUAAAGCUGGUUGUAAAUUGGUUUCACAAUCCUCCAGUAAGAAACGAAAGGCAAUUGUUGGUGCUAUCUCUGAUGACUCUGCGGUGAAACAAAGUAAAAAUGCUUCGUUAGUGGAUGAUUAUAUUUCUCUACAGAAUAAGCAGACUUUUAAAGUUGGAGAUAGAAUCUGUAGGGUUGCGACCCUGCUAAAUGGGUCAAGUCCAAUAUUUAGGCUUUCCAAUGCAGCACCUGCAGAUGCUGAAGAGGAUGAAGGCAAAGAGAAAUCUACAUCACAGGCACCACAAACUGAAAGGCUGAUUGACAUUGAGGAUCCUUCUCCUGAUGAGAUGCUGUCUCACCUCUGCUUGGCCGCCAUAAGUCCUAAUGAAGGGUACAGCAUGAUGACAUCCUUGAUGGCCUGCUUCUCAAAAUAUAGGAAUACUAUAUGCCUGGAACCUUCUAGUCUAGAUGAGGAUCAAUUGCCUUUGGGACAAAUAUUUGGUAGCAAGCGUGGUAAGAAAUCAACCAAGACUUCGAAAAAAUCAAUUAAACCGUGCAAAUCUGAAAAAUCUGAGUUGGAGCUGGUCAAAGACUUUCCUUCUGAUAAGGUAGUGAAGAGUCAAAAUGAAAAUGGAAAGUUAUUACAUGGAGCUGCAAGCGACAAAGAUACCUGUGUUGUAGUGUCACAAUCAAGUCUGGAUUCUGAAGCACAGAAGCCAGCAUUUGACAAUGAAAAUGGAGAGUUGGUACAUGGAGCUGCUACCAGCGACAAAGAUACCUGUGUUAUGGUGUCACAAUCAAGUCUUUAUUUGGAAGCACAGAAGCCAGCUUGUGACAAUAAAAAUGGAGAGUUGGUGCAUGGAGCUGCUACCAGCGAUAAGGAUAAUUCCACUGUUGAAUCACAAGCAAGUAUUGAGUUAAAUCCCAAUUUGGAUUCUGAACAGAACAUUGCUUGUGGAGAUCUUGAUUCAAAGGCAACCAAUCCAGCUCUGGACGAUGAAAAAGAAGCAUUAGCACGUGAGUCCAUCUCUGUUGUUGAGUUGUCAGCAGAUCCCAAAGUGAAUCCCAAUUUGGAUUUUGAACAGGAAAAUACAGGCGGUGAUACUGGUUCGGAAGCAGCUAAGGUAGCUCUUGACAAUGAAAGUGGAGCGUUGGUUGCUGGAGCUCUAAGUAAUAAAGAUGGUUCCGCUAAGGAAUUGCAAGAAAGUCUUGAGUUUAAUCCCAAUAUGGACUCUGUGCUAAAAUUUCCUGAUGGAGAUCAUGAUUCAGAAGCAGUGAAGCCAGCUCCCCAAAGUGAGAGUUGUGAGGAAGAUUCUCCUGCAGCUUUGAUCUUGAACUUUUCAGACUCGGAGUCUCUUCCCUCGGAAGAAUAUCUGAACAAGAUUUUUAGUGGCUUUGGUCCUUUAAAUGAAUCGCAAACCGAAUUGCUGAAGAAGACUAACCGGGCUAAAGUGGUUUUCAAGCGGCGUUCGGACGCUCAAAAAGCUUUCAGCAGUGCCGGGAAAUACAGUACAUUUGGACCUUCACUUGAAAGUUAUCGGCUCAAGUACCCGCUAUCACCAAGUAAAGCUUCUCCUUCUCCUUCUCCAAAGGUGGCAAAGCAAGGGGAUGAAUCUGUAGAGGGUGAUACAGCUAGGAGACUUUGAUAAGUUGAGAGUUUCACAGGUUGCUAUUAGUUUUUUCUAUAACCAGGUUUACAAGCAAUAGAAAAUGGGUAGUUGCCUUGAUAUUUUUAUGGAAAUUGUUAGGAACAAGAUUAACAAGUAUAUGUACAUUCAUGUAGUUUGUUUCUUAAUCAGCUGAGAGAUGUGAGAGCCAAGAACUCCAUUAUGAUUUAGUCUAGUGCCAUAAUACAGUUCAUUUCUUAACUGGCUGCAAGAGUAGUACUCAGAACUCCAUUUUCAGUUACUCUAGUGCAAUAGGAUGCUUCAAAUUCUUGUGCUUU